GAUCAACUUUAGCUGUGUCUGUCAUAGUCCAGUUUGUAAGAUUUUGUGUGGCGUACUUUGCUUUAUUCGCUUCGCCGUCGGUUAGAAGCUACUUUUAACAUAAUGUAUGAUAUUAGUUAGGCUAAGAAUGUACAUUUUAGCUCGAGUAUGCUUAAAUUACAGCUAGCUCUGCACAGGUUCUCGGAGGAGUUGUAGUUAGCAUUAGCAGUGCAGUUCACUGACCCUUGGCUACAUGGCGACUUAGCAACGCUGUUACACUUCUUCAAAGUCCUGAGCAGCGUCAUCAUUUUUACGGUUUUUGGAAAAAAUGUCCCAUCUUGCUGACUGUGACGAUACCACUCCGUUGCUCAGGGACGAUGCAAGCAGUGAUGACUCUCAGGAUGAAGAUUACAGGAGUCGGUGGAGGUCUAUCCGAGUCAUGUACUUCACCAUGUUUCUCAGCAGUGUAGGUUUCACUAUUGUCAUCACAUCAUUGUGGCCCUAUUUGCAAAAGAUUGAUGACAGUGCCAAUGCCAGCUUCUUGGGAUGGGUGGUGGCAGCCUACAGUCUCGGUCAGAUGUUGGCUUCACCUCUUUUUGGCCUUUGGUCCAACUACCGGCCACGUAGGGAGCCGCUGGUGUGCUCUAUUAUCAUCAACCUGUCAGCCAAUAUCUACUACGCCUACGCUUACCUUCCCAGAACCAACAACAAGUACCACAUGCUCAUGUCAAGAGCCUUUGUGGGCUUUGGAGCAGGUAAUGUUGCUGUGGUGAGGUCCUAUGUUGCUGGAGCUACAUCACUGAAGGAGAGGACCAGUGCCAUGGCAAACAUGAGUGCCUGUCAGGCCCUGGGUUUCAUCCUGGGACCAGCUCUGCAGGCAUGCCUAUCAUUCAUUGGUGAGCGUGGCGUCACGGUGAGGGUCAUAGACCUGCAGCUCAACAUGUACACCGCUCCGGCUUUACUGGCUGCAGCUUUCGGCCUCAUCAACAUCCUGCUGGUUGUUUUGGUGCUGAGAGAGCACCGUGUUGAUGAUGAUGGAAGACACAUUCGAGCCAUCAACUACACCUCUGAAGAUAGAGAUGACAUUAGUGAAGAAACUGAGGAGACCAUUGAUCAGGUGGCAGUCCUGACUUCCAACAUCCUCUUCUUCAUCGUCAUGUUCAUCUUCGCUGUCUUUGAGACAAUUGCCACGCCUCUGUCCAUGGACAUGUUCGCCUGGACAAGAAAAGAAGCCGUGUUAUACAAUGGCAUCAUCAUCUGUGGCAUUGGCUUUGAAUCCAUACUGGUGUUUCUACUUGUAAAAGUGGCCUCUCAAAGGUUCGGGGAUCGUCCUGUGUUGCUAGCAGGCUUGGCCAUUAUUUUCUGUGGCUUCUUUAUUCUGCUUCCAUGGGGAAAUCAUUACCCUAAAAUCCAGUGGGCAGACCUCAAAAACAACUCUUUAGUCAGUCAGAUGUCUAAAGCUGUGACAGCCUCCAACAGCUCUGUGGAGCCAACCGGCUGCCCGUACGAACAGACCUGGUGCCAGUACACGCCUGCCAUCAGCCUGGCCCAGUACAUCUCAUCUGACUUCCUCAUCGGGGUGGGAUACCCAGCCUGCAACGUGAUGUCCUACACACUGUAUUCCAAAAUCCUCGGCCCCAAACCUCAGGGUGUGUACAUGGGCUGGUUGACAGCCUCGGGGAGCGGUGCGCGGACAUUGGGUCCAGUGUUUGUCUCCCAGGCCUACACCAUGCUGGGACCCCGCUGGGCCUUCAGCCUCAUCUGUGGUAUGGUGGUGGGGGCCAUCAUCCUCCUCAGCUCAGUUUACCACAGACUCAUUGCCUUUUCUGUACGCCACGGGAGGAUAAUAGAAUAACAAGACUGAUGGCAGUUUUUAUCCUCAAAAACUUUAAAACCAAAAUCCAGUAAUAAUGAAGGCUCUUGUUGUUGUUACUCACUUUAAAUUGUGGCAACAAAUGAGCCUCAGAGAGUUUGCGACUCAGGGUUGACCUUUAAACUCCAAGGCGAAGAGAUAAGGCCAGGUUAUUUCUCAAGAUCUGACCAAAGAUGGCUGCUUUGCGAGUUAAAAGGGAGCGAGCACUGCAGCUGCACUUUAACUCACUUGUGAAAGAUGCUUCGUGACGCCUUUUCAUCGUCUUGAUAUCAGCGCAAUUUCAGUUUGAAUUCAAGUUACUGAAUGCAGACGUUUUAUGUAAUUGCAUUGUUGGUCUUAAAGAUAAAUAAAUUACAACAUUUUUAGUACUUAAACUUCAGCAAAGCCUUUGUCAGCCCUGAAAAUGUUCUUUUUGAAUAAAUUUUUAACAUUGAAUUGUGAAAUGGACUGUGAGGGUACAUGAAAACAAAUGCUAUCAAAUUGUCUUGAUUUUUAUUGAUAUAAAAUGUGCUAACCGCUAAACAGCAGAUGUAAAGGUACGGAUCGUUGUGUGGGACGUGGUUGCCAUCUUGUAAGGAACACUUACAACAGUGGUGGUUACCAGCUUACUUUUUGUUUGGUUUCAACUCAUGUUAAAUGUUUGCACUCAGUUCAAAAGCAAGAAAAUUUACAAUGUGCGGGUAUGUAAGUGGAGGCAGUGCAUUGGGGUCUGUAAUCUAGUUUUGGGCUGCCAAGUCAUACUGAUCUAUGUUGAUUAUCAUGAUUUCUUUGUUUGAAUAUUGUUUCUAGGUGCUGUGAUUCAGUUUCUCCUGGUUGGGUCCUUUUUUUUAAAAAUCCUUUCCACAUUUGACAAAUGUUUAGCCAAACAAUGCAAAAGGUAAGCUGGUAACCACUAUAACAGGCACAGAUAACAAUACGUGCUCCUCACAAGAUUGUCCCCGUCCCAAAAUAUAACAAGGCGUGAUGUCGAUUUCACAUUCCCUUUUGUGUUUGAUUCAUCAAAUGUGGCAUUUACUGUCCUUAAUGUACUAAUUAAACAUCUUUUAAAUAGUUAUUUUUCUUUUAAAGUGCUGAAAGUGGGAAGCUGUGCAAGGAUUGUUGUUGUGCAAGAGACGUCGACAGAAACAAACAUUACACAGGCAGUAUGAAUGAAAAUUUUCCAGUCAAAUGUUUCCACACUUAACUGUUUUCCUUUCAAGUGCGAUUUCAAUAAUAUUUUUUUGUUUCCGUUAAUGUCUGCACUGAUGGUUGUUUAAACCUGCAGGUCUGAAAUUUUUCAGAAAGUGAUGUGAAUGUGCGCGUGCUAAUGAUUUACUAACUGAUGCAUUAAAGGAUUAAUAUGA
Molecule: messenger RNA, 3195 nt
Organism: Plectropomus leopardus (leopard coralgrouper)
Lineage: Eukaryota; Metazoa; Chordata; Actinopteri; Perciformes; Serranidae
Gene: mfsd8
Product: major facilitator superfamily domain containing 8
Biological process (GO): transmembrane transport
Cellular component (GO): lysosomal membrane
Molecular function (GO): transmembrane transporter activity
Source: RefSeq, a predicted model, not a curated record